UCUCUAUCUAUAUAUAUAGAUUGGUGUUUUGGCAUGCGAGUUGGCCCCAGCGAUGCGUCGCUGCGCCACCGCGUCAUCUUCAACCGACGGUCGCUGUGUGCAAGCAUGCUCAUGACGCUCAACCUCGUUCUCAUGCCGCUGAAAGCCUACAUUACCGAGCCGUUUCCGUGGACGCCAGCGCGGGAACUCGCCGACUGCGGUAGCAACUUUACGGCGUGUGCGCCCACCCUCUUGGCGUUCUACCAAGCAGCAGCGACGCCCGUCUCGGGUGCCUACUACGUUGCCAGUGACGUCGUCGAUAUCUACGCGCUCGAGCUGCCCACCACCUUGUCGCCCGACGCCUUUGAACAAAAGGCGCCAUUUCACAUGCUCUACUCGGACGCGCAGCGCGACUAUUCGCGGUCAAUUUCGGUCGCCAAUUCGACCGUGAAUAGCAACGGCAGUGUGGCGCGCGUUAUGUUUGCCAGUGUCCCAGCGCUCUACAAUGCGGCGUGGGCCGUGCGUGGGCUCAACACAACUGGUGCGUACUUUGCACUGCAGCGGGCGCCGUCAACGACGCUCUGGCUGUGUAUCAAGCUCGCGUACCGGGUCGCGCUCUCCGGCUAUAUACUGCGGUGUAUUUGGCGCGAGUACUUUGUCCAUUACAAGCACUUGGCCAGCAGCCUUGGCGCGUCGGGGCUCGACGUCGCACCGCACGGAAGCCGCUUUGAAAUUCUCGUCGGCGACCCCACGAGCAUCAUCUUGCUCAACCAUUUCGUGUCCCUCGCCUUUGUCAUUGACGUGUACAUGAGCCCCGACUACUUUGUUCGGUCGCUGCAACGCGUCGAGCAGCUCGAGAACAUUCCGGCGUUCGCGCUUGCGUCCUUGUACCUCUCGCGGACCGUGUGGUUUGCCUACGGCGCGCUGAGCUGCUUUUCCUGCGUCGUGCGCAAAAAGCACUGGCAAGACGCCUACGAAGACGUAGACCCAAGUCUUGUCGCGCUUGCCGUCGCUCUCACGGCGGGACCGCUGACGUACCUCCAAGUGCAAAUUCCGCUCGUCUCGGCCGUAUACAACCUCCUUUUCACUGUGUUUGAGUCCAGCGCAGUGGCGAUUGAGCUCGCCUGGUCCUUUCUCCUCUAUACGACCAUUAUGGGGUCCCUCCCAAUCGCGUUUGCGGUUGGUACGCGUUGGCAGCGGGUUUGCGCGCGUCGCCUUCGUCAUGUGACGUCCCGCGUGCACUCGCUGGCCGACGUGUGCGACCACGCGGCAUUUGCCACCAACGACUUGAAACACCGAUGGACGCUUCGCUGGAGCCUCUUUUCUUGGCAGGCGUGGUGUCGUCGUCGUGACACGCCGACUGUCAUCGAGCACGUGGGUGGCAGCGUCUACAAGCUCUUUGAGAGGAGCCGCAAGUACAAGCGGGAGCUCGGCAUCAGCCAGCGGGGCGCCGACUGCUAUGUCUUGUUCGAAACAAGUGAAAACGAACUCACAAGCGUCCGCCUCAGCCUCCUCGCGACCGUUGAUAUGAGUCACCUGCCAGUGAUGACGGUCGCCAAGUACGCCGUUGGUCGCAUCGAAUUUCGGAGUGACGGCACCGCCGUCGUCGUCCAAGGCCGGAACGCGUCGCCGUGGGUAAUGUAGGUCCGAGAUAAAUACAUGAUCUUAGUCAUUAAUAAUCAUGCGCACAACGUGUUAUCAAG
Molecule: messenger RNA, 1682 nt
Organism: Saprolegnia diclina VS20
Lineage: Eukaryota; Oomycota; Saprolegniomycetes; Saprolegniales; Saprolegniaceae
Exons: 2
Coding region: 34-1623 (529 amino acids)
Source: RefSeq, a predicted model, not a curated record